Messenger RNA from Clarias gariepinus (North African catfish), 2950 nucleotides. RefSeq names its product potassium channel tetramerization domain containing 9a (gene kctd9a). The record is from RefSeq and is a predicted model, not a curated record. Gene Ontology annotation, biological process: protein homooligomerization. Lineage: Eukaryota; Metazoa; Chordata; Actinopteri; Siluriformes; Clariidae. Gene Ontology annotation, molecular function: protein binding. The transcript is spliced from 12 exons. Bases 136 to 1305 code for a protein of 389 amino acids.
AAUCGGAAUACAAUGUAGGUCGUUGCUAAGUCUCGACUUUAUUAAGGGAUGAGUUUGCAGUCGUGCGAUUGAAGAAUAUAAAUACUCUGUGUAUUAGAAACGCUGCAGCGUAAAGUGUUAUAUUUCACACAAAUAAUGCGCAGGGUAACGCUUUUCGUCAAUGGGUCCGCCAAAAACGGCAAGGUUGUAGCAGUGUACGGGACUCUGUCUGAUCUCUUAUCCGUUGCCAGCAAUAAACUGGGAAUCAGGGCCGCUAAUUUGUACAACGGAAAGGGCGGCCUCAUUGAUGAUAUCGCCCUAAUUAGAGAUGAUGAUGUUUUAUACGUGUCAGAGGGAGAUGCCUUUGUAGAUCCUCAAAGUGAAAGGAGAGAUGCUGAUGAGCGCUCAGGCUCCCACAGCGAUUGGCUGACUCUGAAUAUCGGCGGGCGGCUCUUCACAACCACAAGGAGUACGCUUGUGAGUAAGGAGCCUGACAGCAUGCUGGCCCACAUGUUUAGAGGGAAGGAUGUUUGGGGUAACAAGCGAGACGAUCGGGGCGCUUACCUUAUCGACCGCAGUCCUGAGUACUUUGAGCCCAUCCUGAACUACUUGCGACACGGCCAGCUUAUUGUCAAUGAAGGAAUUAACUUACUAGGUGUACUAGAAGAAGCUCGUUUUUUUGGAAUCGAGCAGCUCGCUGAGCAGAUUGAAGUUGCCAUUAAGAACUCUCAUCCCCCUGAGGACCACUCGCCUAUCUCUCGGAAAGAGUUUGUACGGUUUCUGCUCGCAACACCGACCAAGUCUGAGCUGCGCUGUCAGGGACUGAAUUUCAGCGGGGCGGACCUGUCUCGGCUAGACCUGCGGUACAUCAAUUUUAAGAUGGCCAACUUGAGCCGCUGCAACCUCACCUGUGCCAACCUGUGUUGCUCGAACCUGGAGAGGGCUGACCUUUCUGGGGCAAACCUGGAAGGUGCAAACCUGCAGGGUGUUAAGAUGCUGUGCUCUAAUGCAGAGGGAGCCUCACUGAGAGGCUGUAACUUUGAAGACCCAUCAGGACUCAAAGCCAACCUGGAGGGUGCGAAUCUGAAGGGGGUGGACAUGGAGGGCAGUCAGAUGACUGGGAUAAACCUGCGCGUGGCUACGCUAAAGAACGCCAAGCUAAAGAAUUGUAACCUGCGAGGAGCAACUCUAGCAGGCACCGAUCUAGAGAACUGUGAUUUAUCUGGCUGCGACCUCCAAGAAGCCAACCUACGCGGCUCAAACGUGAAGGGCGCAAUCUUCGAGGAGAUGCUGACCCCGCUGCACAUGUCCCAAAGCGUGAGAUAACCGAUUACGCUGUUCCCGCCCGAGCAGGCCAUCGCAGCCGCUCCCUUACGAAUGUUAAACACUCCCGUUGGACCCGUUUGCAAUAUCGGCAUUCCAUGUCCUCACCCCACAGCUUUACUCUCUUGCACUAGUGCACAUGCAGGGUGUUUACUUAGCACAGGUCUCUUGUAGGAUUAUCAGUUCACACGUGUAAUUGUCCAUCUCAAUAAUUUGUUAUACCAAACCUGGUUUAUGUGUGUGUUAAUUUAUGUUUAUGGUGGAUUUAAUCCACGCUAUGUGUCGGCUUCUUGUAUCAGUCUUGAAAAUCCUGUUGCAUCUGGAGGCCUAAAUUCUAUCUGGGGAUUCAGAUCCCAAGUGUGUGAAGUUUAGUGAAUGUAUACGUUUCUUAUCAUGAGAUGUUUAGGUCACAAAUUGUGAGUGCAACCAAAUAUGUAUUAUAUUUGAAUGAGUGAGUGUAUGAGUGUGUCAAAGUGUUGGGGUGUAAACAAGAGCCACUUAAGAGUACAGGUUGAGGGGUGAAAUCUGGUUUAUUUCACUUUUUUUUCCAGUCUCAGACAUUCACACAAAUAUGAAAAGGUUUCUGCUUUGGUAAUUACUGGAGUUCAACUCUGAAAUCUGAAGGAGGAGCCAUUUUAAAUGCCUUCUGCUUUGGCAUCUCCACACCUUAUCAUAUCGUAUAUAUGUAUAUGCAUGCUAAAAAAAAAAAAGACAAACGUAUUGCUACCUGUGUAUCAUAUAUAUAAAAUAGGUAAUAAGCUUCUCAAACUAUUUUAAGGUUGGGUAAAAAAGAAUACAUAUGCAAUGUUUAUGUAGGUUAAUUAGCUCCCUGUGUGCGCUGUCCAAGAAAAAAAAAAGUUUACAGAUUUUUGUUUUAAGAUCUACCUCCCAUGCAAAACUGACUUCUGUUCUUGUCAGUCCUAUGAUUUAUUUCAAAUCCUCACGAGAAGGCUUGAACGGAUUGAAAGGGGAUGGUGAAUGAAUGAUGGAUUACCAAAAUGAUGUGCCUAAAAAAAAGUUAACAAAUGUCUAGUGAUGCAACUAGUAGCAAGGUCAGACUGGUUGGACUUCAUUCAUUGUAUUAUUGUGUGAUCUCACUUUAUUUUUUGGGGAAGGGGAGUUGUUCCACACCAAAAAAAAAAAAAAAACGUGGAAAGGGUGCUUUACUUCAACCAGUGCUUCCCUAUGCAUUAGUGUUUGUGUGUGUGUAUAUACAGUACAGUUUAUACACAAACUGUUGUUCCCUGCUUAGCACUUUUGUGUAUCGCCUGUUUGUUGUACAGUAUAACACACUCCCCCUCCCCCCCCCAUCCCCCCCCCCCCCAGUUUGUGUCGCCUGUAUGAUUCAUAUCAGCCCACAUUACUGUGUGCUCAUGUAAGCUUAAAGCUGAUGAUAUACAAUAUAUGCUGUUAUUUUAUCUUGGACGUAAUCAUAGGUACUCAUUAAAUGAAGGCAAUCAGAAGCAAACUUUUGCACUUUGGAGUGCAAUUUUUUGAUUUUCAGACCCUCUUAGAAAGGGCACAGGCUAUUUAUUUGUGUAUGUAUGUAAGCAAGCAGGCAAUGUUUAUGUAAGGUGUAAGAGGAGAUUUCUCUUCCCGACUCACUGUUGCAGAAGUGUAUUUCCAUAAACAGACUGUUAUAAACAAA